CUGACGAUAUACAGUAUCUCGUCUUUGCUCUCAGAAAACUAUUUGACAGAUGAAGUUUUGGGGGCGUGGUCUAUUAGGACAAAUCAGGAAGAGGGCUCUGAUUGGCUGGAAUAACCUAUCGCCCCGCCCCAUUCAAGUGACGAAUGUGAAAGUAACAACAAAAAGUUGAAAAACAAAAAAUAAAGUAGAAGGCGAGAAACAGCCCGGAGGGAACCGGAGGAGCGGGGAGGCCCAGAGGACCAGGCCGGUGUGAGAGCGUCCCUCAGCGGGGAGCGGCAUGAGGCGGCCCGCUCAGGGCGGAUCAUGGCCGCAGUGAUUCGGGAUGGAUCCUGGUGGGGCGUCGCGGCGAAGCAGCCGGUCCGCGGAGACCUGGAGGGGGCACAUCAUCCAGCAGCUGAAGCACCGGGACCGGAUCCAGAGCGCCAUGUUCCAGGACCUGAUCCGGUUCUACACUGGGCUGCUGGAGAAAACCAGUAUGACCAAAAGGCUCCUCAGCAGACCUCCCGCUGAGGCCUGCGCCCGUUCCUCUCUGCAGCAACUGAAGAAGACGACAGGCGAGCUGGCCUACAAGGUGUUGGAGCUGCAGCAGCAGAUUAAAAUCAAAGAGCAUGUCCAGCAGGAACUACAAACCAGACUACAGAAGGAGGGCGGUCGGCUAGCAGAGUCGUCCGAAGCUAAACGGGCUCUGAGGGAUGAGGUGGAGCAGGUCAGACAGAAGAACAAGACGCUGAAGGCGGCGUAUGAUGCGCUGCUGCAGCGUCAGAGGGAGGCGGAGUCCAAACUCAGGGAAGAGAAGGAGAAAGAGGAGCGCGUCCUGGAGGACAUGAUGCAUCAGAAGAAGCAGGCCGCCGCCCGCAUGAACCACCGCAACGAACGCCGCUCCAGAGCUCGACAGGCAACCAUGGAGAAGCAGCUGCAGACAGCUGCCAGGUCAAAGGUCAUCGUCAAGAGUUCGUCCAGCGCUCCGACUUCCAGGUCCACGUCUCUGAAGCCGGAGGAUCAGGACAAGUCCGGCGGCCGAGGAGCGACUCGCCUCUUCAGGUCGGCGUCGGCCUCCUCGCCGAGGUUCUUCUCCUCCAUCAGAGAGAUGUUUGACAGGAAGAGAAGGGGUCACUCGGUCCACAGCCUGGAGGAGGAUCUGCUGUUUCCCGUCGGAAUCUGUUUAUCAGCCAGAGUUCCUGUCAGACCGCUGCAAGUCCUGGAAGCCCAUGAGCAAGGCAUCAACGCGGUGCGGUUCAGCUUCGGCUCAGACCUGCUGGCCACCGGCGGGACAGACCGGGUCAUCAAGCUGUGGGACGUCCGGGCAGGCUCGCUGACCCACAGAGCCACGCUGGACGGCAGCACGGAGGGAAUCACCUGCGUGGAGUUCGACCACAUGGGCCGCAGGAUCCUGGCGGCGUCGCACAACAAGUCCGCCCUGCUGUGGCGCCUGGAUGACUCCGCCCCCAAGGUGACUCUGACGGGUCACAGCAGGAAGGUGACGGCGGCCAGGUUCACCUGCGUCCCCCACCAGGUGGUGACAGGAAGCACCGACCGGACCGUCCGGCUCUGGGACCUGAACAUAGCCGCCUGUGUCCAGCAGGGGGAGGUGGCGUCGUUCUGCAGCGACUUGGUCUGUUCUGACAGCAGCAUCAUCAGCGGACAUUUUGACUGCAAGAUCAGAGUCUGGGACAGCAGGACGGUGAGCUGCGUUCAGGAGCUUCCCUCUCAGGGCAGAGUCACCUCUCUGGACCUGAGCUCCGACCGGCGCCAGCUGCUCAGCUGUUGCCGUGACGACUGCCUCCAGCUACUGGACCUGCGCUGGACCAACGACCGGAUGUGCUUUAGAGCCGACGGCUUCAAAUGCGGCGGCGACAGCACCAAGGCGGUCAUCAGCCCAGACGGAUGCUACCUGGCGGCCGGGUCCGCUGACGGAGCCGUUUACAUCUGGAACGUCUCCACCGGGGGCCUGGAGACCCGCCUCCCCGACCGGCACAGCUCGUCCGUCACCGCCGUGUCCUGGUCUCUCUCCGGAGAACACUUCGUCAGCGUGGACAGGAGCCGGCGGGCCGUCCUCUGGAGUGACAUCUGAACCGGCCAAUCAGACGAGACUUCCUGUGGAGACACAUUUGAACCAGCCAAUCCAGCAGCAGUUCACGGCGUGACGAUGGAUUGGGUCUGAGAAAUGACUCGGGGAAGGUUUACGGGUUUUUAGCCUCGUGUUGAUGAGCGGAAAAAGGGAAGUUUGGACUUUUUAAAUAUUUUCUAACAGACCUUUGCUGCAGUAACAGAUUUAACAAGGGAACGUUGAUUUUUUAAUUAACUUUCAGCUUUUUAAACAUGAAAACCGUUAAACUUUGAGAUGUAGAACAAACUCCCAGGAUGGAAAAUACCAGCAGGUUUUAUUGACAUUUGAGAGAAUGUGUUGAUUGGUGCUUCGUCAGAAGCCAGGCGGACAUCAGGAGCGUUCACUGGACAGGUGUUCACACCUGACACAGGUAAAACUCACCCAGCUGUUUAAACUUGAAGUCUCUGAAAGUCAGAGAUGUGUGGAAAUCUGGCAGAAGAAUGUUUCGUCUUCUGCAGCACUUUACGGACAGAACGUUCCCAAGAACUAAAAGUUCUCCCAGACUGAACUGGUUCUUUAGUGUAAGGGAUAAAAACGGCAGAGCAUCAACCAGCGUCCAGACUUCAGGGUUUCGGAGCAAACAGUCGCAGUUUGUUCUGAUUGGUGCUGAAGAAUCUGAUUAACAGCCAGAGCUGCAGGCGGGUACCAUGUGUUUCUCCUGAGAUCGGACCGGGUUACGACACGGUCAGGACGGACUCACCAGCUGGAGCUGAUGGAUUUCAUCUGACAUGACAGACGAUGGGGAGAAAUUUCUGAUUAAUGCUGACCGACAAUUAUGACUCCAAAAACCCGAUAAACAUCAGAUAAGCCCUGUUCACACGGAUCUGUCGUUUUUAGCUGCCAACUGUCCCAGACUUUGACUGCAAUUUGUAUUCACGAACACUAGAUGGCGCUGCUCUCCUUAAGUAAGUAGAAAGCAACGAAGCUCUGAGUCUCAGAAUGAGUCCUGCAGUCAGACAGUCACAGUUUCUUUUAUAAAAGAUAAGAGACUCUAAAUCUACCAAACAAUCUGUGGCUUUAAAGUGUGAUGACGAGAUCAAAGCUCCUGACAUGCAGAUGAGAACAAUUUAUCUCAGCUGUUUUAAUCACGUUUAAUUAUGAAUAAGAAAAAUUUGUUUCAGAAAAUGCAGAUUUGUAUCUAAUUAGUUAAUUAGUAGUUAAUUAAUUGUUUUUGCAUAGUGAAAGCAGCUUGAAGUUACAGUUUUACCGCCUUCUUCACCACUGGAAGACUUAAGGAAAAGAAACAUUGUGUUGAUUAAAUCCGUCAUGAAAAUAACAGAUUAAAUCCUGUUAAUGUGAAAAUAACAGAUUAAAUCCUGUUUAUAUG
Messenger RNA from Xiphophorus couchianus (Monterrey platyfish), 3434 nucleotides. RefSeq names its product ATG16 autophagy related 16-like 2 (S. cerevisiae) (gene atg16l2). The transcript has 18 exons. Bases 323 to 2071 code for a protein of 582 amino acids. The record is from RefSeq and is a predicted model, not a curated record. Gene Ontology annotation, molecular function: protein binding. Gene Ontology annotation, biological process: autophagosome assembly. NCBI's taxonomy places the organism in Eukaryota, Metazoa, Chordata, Actinopteri, Cyprinodontiformes, Poeciliidae.